UCUUCAUGGAUACUAGUGGGGUCUGUUACCACUGAGCCAUGAUGGGAACUCCUACAUGCUACAUUUUUAUAUCUUAGAUUUUUAAAAGAAGUUUUCACAUCACUGCAUUUUGUUCUAACCUCAGUGCUGUGAGGGUGGUGAUAGAUUGUCUCUACUUUCAGACAAAGAAACAUCCAGUUCAAAGCAUUAAGUGGCCUAGCUGAAGUCAUGGAACAGCAUGUAACAGGACUGGAGUUCAAACAAAGGCCACAUCAUUUCUAAUCUGUGACCUUCACUCUAAAGAACAGAAGACUGGUCUGAAUUGAGCUGAAUAGCAAAACAGACAGUAAAAUGCAUUACUUAGGAAUAUUUAUGGAGAAUUGUGAAAUAAUUUUUAAAACCUUGUUCUUCAUAAGAGUUGUUAAGUUGUCCUCUGCUCCUCUGCUAUUUCAGCAGGCAAAAAGUUAUGGGAAAUUUCAAUACUAGUUUUGGAGAAGGCUUAAUUUUAGUGGGCUUCUCAGAUUGGCCUCAACUGGAACCCAUCCUUUUUGUCUUUAUUUCAAUUUUUUAUUCUCUAACCCUCUUUGGCAAUGCCACCAUAAUAACACUCUCCCUCUUGCAACCUCAGUUGCACACACCUAUAUACUACUUCCUCAGCCACCUCUCUUUCCUGGAUCUCUGUUAUACUACCAGCACUAUGCCCCAGCUUCUGAUCAACCUUUAUGGACCUGACCAGACCAUUACCUAUGGGGGGUAUGUGGCUCAGCUGUUCAUCUCUCUUGCUCUGGGCUCCACUCUGAGUGUGCUCCUAGUGGUGAUGGCCUUUGACUGCUAUACUGCUGUCUGUCAUCCAAUCCACUACACAACCAUUAUGCAAUCCCACCUCUGCCAUAUACUGGUUAUUGCCUCCUGGGUAGGAGGCUUCAUGAAUUCUCUGAUUCAUACAGGCCUCAUGAUGGCCAUGCCUCUGUGUGGCCUCCAUCUCCUGAACCACUUCUUCUGUGAGAUGCCUGUACUCCUGAAGCUGGCUUGUGAGAACAGAGAAGGGACAGAGGCCAAGAUGUAUGUGGCUCGAGCCAUAAUCUUGAUUGUUCCUACAGCACUAAUUCUAGGGUCCUAUCUAUACGUUGUUCAGGUGGUGCUAAAUGUUAAGUCAACGGCUGGGAGAAGAAAGGCUUUUGGGACUUGUGGGUCCCAUCUCUUGGUGGUUUCCCUUUUUUAUAGCUCAGCCAUGUAUACAUAUCUCCAGCCUAUGCAUAGUUAUUCUGAGACUGAUGGAAAGUUUGCUGCCCUUUUUUAUACCAUAAUUACCCCCAUGCUUAACACUCUGAUUUAUACCCUAAGGAAUAAGGAUGUGAAAGUGGCUUUGAUGAAGGUGUUAUGGACAAGAUACUCAGGGUAGAAGAGGAAAGAAGGGCCAAUAAUCUGUCAGACAUCUCAGAUCAUGGAGUCCAUCCUGAUCCCUGGAGGGUGGUUGGUCAGUAGAAAUAGUCUUCUGUAGGCCAGGGUUUAUUGCCUUCCUUGUUUGGCAGUUAGAAGUGAAUAUCUAUUAGAAGACUUUCCACUUCAGUGUCAAUUACUAUUGUGCAAAAGGAAGUAAGUGUUGAUUUGUAUCAGAGCUUUUGAAAGGAAUGACUUUGGGAAAAAUA
Messenger RNA from Sus scrofa (pig), 1628 nucleotides. RefSeq names its product olfactory receptor 2Y1. The record is from RefSeq and is a predicted model, not a curated record. Gene Ontology annotation, biological process: G protein-coupled receptor signaling pathway. Gene Ontology annotation, cellular component: membrane. Lineage: Eukaryota; Metazoa; Chordata; Mammalia; Artiodactyla; Suidae. Gene Ontology annotation, molecular function: G protein-coupled receptor activity; olfactory receptor activity.